CUUUGGCAAUUACCAGAUCUCCAUCCUCCAGGGAGCCAAUCUCCUGUUUUACCCAAACCACCUCUCCCAGUCUACCACCCUGCCCCCUCUUCCCAACCUUCUUAUCUUCUCUUGCUGCUUUUCUUGGGUGCCUGCGGAUGUGCUUCUAUGUCCUUCUCAGGUCUCCAAAGAAGAACUACAGGUUGAGGGGCCCUUUUUUCUCUCUCACAGCACUUGGAGUCUUUUGCUCUCCCCUUAUCUUGUCCUUUUAAUAAAAGUCUUUGUUCAUAAGCCAUUGUCUGUUCGGGGGCAUUGCAACAAUGAGCUACUGAUGAAAGGUCCCUUUUUUUUUCAAGAAGCAAUGAUGAACAAAUAAUUGGAGCAUGACCAUGAGGAUUUCUGUUAAUUCUUCAACUUGCUGACCACUAGGAGUGAAAAAUCAUACAUGCUAAAAAAUCAAUAAACAUUGAAAGUCUUCAAAGUUCUUCUCGAAGAUAGUUUGGUGGGUCUUAGUGAGGAUGGUGGUCUGUUGUAAAGGAUCUGCUCUUAGCAGAUUAUGGAAGUCCAAGGAUCAACAAGUUCAGCAGCUGAAGCAUUAUCAACCACAAAAUUCUAAGGGUGGUGGGAACUGGAGAAAGAAAUUUCUAUUUUUGGGUAUCUUACUUGGAGUGUUGGUGUCGAUUUGGAUAUUUUUAAGCAUGAAUGCAAAUAUUAUUGCAAGGAGGAAGGAGACUCUUGCAAACAUGUGUGAUGAGAGAGCACGGAUGUUGCAGGAUCAAUUCAAUAAAACAUUUGCAGAGUAUACAGCCAGAACAGCAUUUGAAAGGCCACUGACGAAUGGUGUUGCCUAUGCUUUAAAAGUUCUUCACUCACAGAGGGAGGAAUUUGAGAGGCAACAUGGAUGGAAGAUAAAGAAAAUGGAGACUGAGGAUCAGUCCCCUGUUCAAGAUGACUACACACCUGAGAAGCUUGACCCUUCACCUGAUCAAGAUGAAUAUGCACCUGUUAUAUUCUCCCAGGAAACUGUGUCUCACAUCGUGUCCAUUGAUAUGAUGUCAGGGAAGGAAGACCGUGACAACAUAUUACGAGCAAGGGCAUCAGGGAAAGGGGUUCUGACGUCUCCUUUUAAUCUUUUGAAAUCCAAUCACCUGGGAGUGGUGCUUACGUUUGCUGUAUAUAAUGCUGACCUUCCUCCAAAUCCUACUCCAGAAGAGCGCAUUGAAGCUACUGUAGGAUACCUUGGUGCAUCAUUUGAUGUCCCAUCUUUGGUGGAGAAGCUUCUUCACCAGCUUGCCAGCAAACAAACCAUCGUUGUUAAUGUGUAUGACACAACUAACUCAUCUGCCCCUAUUAAGAUGUACGGACUUGAUGUCAGAGGUGCUGGUGAAAUUCAUAUCAGUAAUGUGGAUUUUGGGGAUCCACUUCGUAAGCAUGAAAUGCAUUGCAGAUUCAAGCAUGAGCCUCCACUACCUUGGUCAGCAAUAACAACCUCACUAGGUGUCGCAGUGAUUGUUUUGCUUGUUGGUCAUAUAUUUUAUGCAGCACUUAACCGCAUUGAGAAGGUGGAAGAUGAUUUUCGUGAAAUGAGAGAGCUGAAAGUUCGAGCAGAAGCUGCCGAUGUAGCAAAAUCGCAGUUUCUGGCAACGGUUUCCCAUGAGAUCAGAACUCCAAUGAAUGGUGUCUUAGGUAUGCUGCAGAUGCUGAUGGACACAGAACUUGAUGCAACCCAACAAGAUUUUGCAAUGACUGCUCAAGCUAGUGGAAAAGCUCUAAUAGCUCUGAUAAAUGAGGUCCUUGAUCAGGCUAAGAUAGAAUCUGGCAGGCUUGAGCUAGAAGCUGUUCCUUUUGAUGUUCGUGAUGUUCUGGACAAUGUGCUGUCUUUAUUUUCUGACAAGUCACAGGGCAAAGGCAUAGAGUUGGCGGUGUAUGUAUCCGAUCGGGUUCCAGAGGUUCUCAUUGGGGACCCUGGGCGGUUCAGACAGAUCAUUACAAAUCUCGUUGGAAAUUCGGUGAAGUUCACAGAAGAAGGGCAUAUAUUUGUCUCAGUGCAUCUGGUGGAGGAAGUCAAGAGCUCAUGUGAUUUUAGCAAUCAAGUCAUAAGAGAUUCUGAGGAUGGCAUAGGCAUGUCAUAUAACACAUUGAGUGGAUUUCACAUAGUAGAUAGAUGGAAAAGCUGGGAAAAUUUCAGGAUGUUCAAGUUUUCAACGGAAGCUAGUGAUGCAAUCAACUUGUUGGUGACAGUUGAAGACACUGGUGUAGGAAUUCCUCAAGAUGCUCAGAGCCGUAUUUUUACACCUUUUAUGCAAGCAGACAGUUCUACUUCAAGGACAUAUGGUGGGACUGGGAUAGGCUUGAGCAUAAGUAAAUGUUUAGUGGAUCUAAUGGGUGGGGAAAUAGGAUUUGUUAGUAAACCGGGGAUUGGUAGUACAUUUUCUUUCACUGCAGUGUUUCAGGAAGGGCGAAAGAAUUUAGGUGAUAUGAGGAGGCAUCAUCCUGAUCCCCCUGUGUCAGAUUUCCAGGGAAUGAGAGGGUUGGUGGUUGAUGGAAGAUGCAUGCGUGCUGAGAUCACAAAACAUCAUCUACAGAGAUUAGGGAUACAUGUGGACAUUUCCCUAAAUUCAAAAUCGGCACUUUCUGGCAUAUUGGAAGCUUGCAAUUUAAGUGGGGCAGGGCAUUUGGACAUGGUGCUUGUUGACAAGGAGGCUUGGGGUGAAGGCUCAGGUCUUGCAUUCCCACGCCUUCUUGCAGAGUUCAGGCAAAAUGGCUUAAUGAAACCUCAAGAAAAUCUUCCGAAGAUGUUUUUGUUGGCAACCUCCCUAAGCCCCACUGAGGUUGAUGAUUUGAAGUCAGCAGGAUAUACUGAUACUAUGAUGAAACCCCUUCGCCCAAGUAUGAUAGCUGCUUGUCUUCGAAAAGCAUUAGGUGUGGGGAGCAAGAGACAAAGGGAAAAAGGACAAGCCAUGGCACUUCGAAGUCUUCUGAGUGGGAAGCAGAUCUUAGUUGUUGACGACAAUGCGGUCAAUCGCAAGGUUGCUGCUGGUGCUUUGAAGAAAUAUGGAGCUGAAGUUACUUGUGCGGACAGUGGUAAGGCUGCUAUUCAGAUGCUUCAACCUCCUCACAAGUUUGAUGCUUGCUUUAUGGACAUUCAAAUGCCAGAGAUGGAUGGGUUUGAAGCCACAAGACAAAUCCGCUCUAUGGAAACUAAAGUGAAUGAGCUGAUUAAGUCUGGAGAAGCAUCAUCUGAGAUGUAUGGCAAUGUUGCCCAUUGGCAUAUACCAAUACUGGCCAUGACGGCUGAUGUAAUCCAGGCAACAUACGAAGAAUGCAUACGAUGUGGUAUGGAUGAUUAUGUGUCAAAGCCAUUUGAAGAAGAACAAAUCUACUCCGCUGUUGCACAUUUCUUUGAGUCUGGUACAGUGGAUUCAGUAUCAUAGGAGCUAUUGAUUGCAGAGUCGAGUCUGGUUUUUUUAUGCUAGAGCUCUUAAUGGUUCAGGUGUUGAAUAGUGACAACAGAGCAUGUCACAGGAAGGGCCAGAAAAUAGCAUUUCAUCAGAACUUGGCUGUAUUCUAUUGGGCUUCCUGAUCUGGAAUGCUCAACUACCAGCUUAUAUGGCAUAGUCUGUGGAAUACAUGAGUAUCGAACAAGGAGCACUCUCACAAUGUUACAACAGCUGAUCUCUUCGCACCUCAGGUAGUGUGAUCAUUGUACAAAGUUAAGAAACUGCAAUUUAUUCAUUCAUAUGUCUUGAAGCACGGCAUUGUAGAUGGUCAGUAUAAAAGUUCUUUGAGAUAUUCUGUUGAGAGUUGUACAUAGAUAUGCGGGCUAUAGUUUUGACUGACUGCGGGGGGAUGGAAUUUCUUACUGUGGUAUACUACGAUGAGAUACCAGACCCUGAAGCAGAUGUUCUUUUUCUCGAAGUUCUUAUCUCCUCUGUAAUAUGAAAUAAGUUCCUUUGUAUCUUUUGUAACAA
This is a messenger RNA of Elaeis guineensis (African oil palm), 3950 nucleotides long. Its product is annotated as probable histidine kinase 5. Lineage: Eukaryota; Viridiplantae; Streptophyta; Magnoliopsida; Arecales; Arecaceae. Gene Ontology annotation, cellular component: nucleus. The record is from RefSeq and is a predicted model, not a curated record. Gene Ontology annotation, molecular function: phosphorelay sensor kinase activity. Gene Ontology annotation, biological process: phosphorylation; phosphorelay signal transduction system.